UUUGGGAUUUACCAGUCGACAUUUGUAUUUGUUUUAAAUUCAAGGUUUUUAUGUCACACUUUGAAAAUAUUUUUAUUUUUUGACAAUUUAACCUAAAAUUUUAACCGCCUGCUUUGUCUUUUUACAGCGUUAUCAGAACUGUUAGUAGUAUUUCACACUGUAAAGAUCCAGUCUGACUUCACACGGUUUGUUUGAGUGACAUUGUUGGGGAUUUGUAACCUUGGUGUGGGGGAUGGGCGCCUGUGGUUAGGUAACCUUUCUGUGUGGCUGCUGAAUGUGUAAAGAGAAGGUCGCUUUUAGAGAAACGAACUCGUGUAAGGAUUUACUCAUUCGAUUAUUGUCAUAUUAUUAUAUCCGAUUAGUUUUCGUUUAAUCUCUUUUGUAGACCAAAGGUCAGGCAUGGUGUCUGUAUGAUUCAAACUCGUGUGAGAUUGAUUAUCUUCGUGACUUCCUACAGCUUUAACGUUGAUUAACGUUGCCGGUGAGGUUGUCUAAUUAGUUGUGUUGGCCAAAAGCAGCUUUUACUUCAAAUGGAGUUGGGGUCAUGGAGGAAAACUGCUGUGUCAUUCAGUGAAUAGGUGGUUGUUCAUGUUACCCUGCUAGGUGUGGUCUUUUUAUUGUUCCUUGAAGUGAGGGGCUACAGCCUCGUCGUUAUACAUUCAGUGAGAAACGUGAAUUUGUUUGUUUUGAAGUACUUCCUUUAGUGUUUGAGCCAUGGAGGCCUCGUUUGGUUGUUGUGCUCAAAUGGUGUUUAAAUUCGCAGCAGAUGGACGCUACUCGUGUCAGUUGUAUGUAAGUAAACGGUGAAGCUGUUCGUGUUGUUUUAUUGUCGUUGUAUCCUUCGUGUUGUUCAUAAUUCCUGUAUAACACUCGUGUCACUGCACUUUAAAAUGGCGGCGGCUCCUCUCCUCUAACAGAAAUGCGGAUGUUCCAGUAAGUAGCGAGCUCGUGGGGAGAGGCUCUUGGCUCCUGAGGGGUGCGCGUGACUCAGUGCAAGAACCAAUGGGCUUCUUGGUAUUUACCCUGGAAGCCCGCGUUACAGCCGUAUUGACCAAUCCUAGCCGUCGCUGUGCACACGUUGACGUAAUGUAAUAUGAUAAGGAGUAGGGAGGCUACCGUACACUCGCAUUUCGUGCAGGAUUAUACCGAGCAACCAGUCACAGGCCGCGCUUCUGUAAUGCCGAACAGGCUGGGCCAAUAGGAUUGAGCAGUUGCCUUGAUGGACAGCAGAAACUUGCGAAUAGGUUGGCCCGAAAGAUUAGCAGUGGAGCCUCAGUAUCAAGGGGUGUGGUGACUUUGACGGACAUCGUAAGCAGCGAAUAGGAAACCUGAGGGCGUGGACAUUCUAUAGUGGUCUAGCCAAUAGGGUGAGUGGUUGGUCUAUAAAAGAACGGGUGUAGUCGCAUCGUCGCCAUUUCAACGAAGCUGAUUAAAGGAGUUCGCUGUGGCGGGGAGCGGAGAAAACUGACGAACAGAGACGGAUCCAGGUCCGAGUCUAGCUAAAAACAGAAUCCGGAUCCAUCCUGAUGGAUAUGGCUGUUAACCCGCUCCUUGACAGCUCCCAUGUCGGGCUUGAGGUUGGCAUAAUGGGAGUCACAACGAUGGACCAGAAUUCUGGCACAGCUGGAAAACGCAUCCGAAAACCUUCACUGCUCUAUGAGGGGUUUGAGAGUCCUGGGAUGCCCCCUCUCAGUCAGAUGGCUCAUUCUGGACCGCCUCAGCCCCCGGUGAAAGACCCCAGCCGACAGGGGAGGAUGACCAACCAACUUCAGUUUCUACAGAAAGUCCUGCUCAAGUCUUUGUGGAGGCACCACUUCGCAUGGCCCUUCCAUGAACCUGUAGACGCUGCGAAGCUCAACCUGCCUGACUAUCAUAAGAUCAUCAAAACUCCAAUGGAUAUGGGCACUAUUAAGAAGAGACUAGAAAAUAAUUACUACCGGAGUGCCAGUGAGUGCAUGCAGGACUUCAACACCAUGUUCACCAAUUGCUACAUUUAUAAUAAGCCUACAGAUGACAUAGUACUGAUGGCUCAGUCUCUAGAGAAGGCAUUCCUGCAGAAAGUGGCUCAGAUGCCCCAAGAGGAGCUGGAGCUGCCGCCUCCCCCUCCACGGAGCAAACCAGGCAAACCUGGCAGAAAAGGCCGAGGUAAUGCAGUCUCCGGAGGAGUGACGACAGCUCAUCAGGUCCCAGCUGUCUCCCAGUCCGUGUACUCGCCUCCCACCCCGGAAACACCGGACUCCAUCCUCUCCACCCCCCCACAGACUCUUUUGUCUAAGAGCUUGCCCCCUUCCCUUCCAACUGAACAAAGCAUCCCUACCAUUACAGGUCUGCCGCCCACACAGCCCACCGCUAAGAAAAAAGGUGUGAAGAGGAAAGCGGACACAACCACCCCAACCACUGUAGCCAUGCCCAUCAUGAGCACCAUGGGCGUCAGUGGCAUCAGCCUGGGUAUGGGCGGAGGACACGACACUCCGCUCACCCUCACCUCUCUGGGGGUGGACCACAACUCCAGCCUGGGGAUGAACCAAGGCCUUAGCCUCAGCCAGGGAAUGGGGAUGGGCAUGGGCAUGGGGAUGGGUAUAGGUAUGGGCUGUGGACCAGUGAUGAUGGGUACCAAAGGAACAGCGGGGGCCAGGAGAGGAGUGAGUGGACGACCCAUCAAGCCCCCCAAGAAAGAUUUACCAGAUUCCAUGCUGCCACCACCGGUGCGUCGCAGCAAGCUUAGCCCUCAGCUGCGCUACUGUAACGGGGUUCUGAAGGAGCUGCUGUCAAAGAAGCACGCAGCGUACGCCUGGCCGUUCUACAAGCCCGUCGAUGCCUCCACACUCGGGCUGCAUGACUACCAUGACAUCAUUAAGCAGCCCAUGGACCUCAGCACCAUCAAGCGGAAGAUGGACAGCAGAGAGUAUCGUGACUCGCAGCAGUUCUCUGCUGAUGUUAGACUGAUGUUCUCUAACUGCUACAAGUACAACCCGCCCGAUCAUGAUGUGGUGGCCAUGGCCAGAAAACUCCAGGAUGUCUUUGAGUUCUGCUUUGCUAAGAUGCCAGACGAACCUCCAGCACCCCCGAGCUCCUCGUCUUCCUCCUCCUCGUCUUCCUCGUCAUCAGAGAGCGAGCUCAGCAGUGAAAGUGAGGAGAGCGAGAGCAGCCCCAGCUCCGACUCUGAGGAGGAGAGGGCCAACCGGCUGGCAGAGCUGCAGGAACAGCUAAAAGCCGUACACGAGCAGCUCACUGCACUCUCCCAGGGCCCCAUCGUCAAACCCAAGAAGAAGAAGGAGAAGAAGGACAAGAAAAAGAAGAAAAAGGUAGAGAAAGAGAAACAUCGGAGGAUAGAAGAAGAGCUGCCGCCUCCUAAACCGGCCAAGGCCCCCAAAAUCACAAAGACUCCAAAACCCAAGAGCAACCGAGCGCCGGCGUGUCCUGUAAUCCCGAUUAAGAAGGCACCAAGCAAGAAGAACAACAAGAGCAAAUCCAAAAAGGCCGGCAUGACGUUUAGCGUGCCUCAGCCGGUCCACGAUCCCAUAGUGAGUCAUUUCGACUCAGACGAAGAGGAGGAGACGGCGCCCAUGUCGUAUGAUGAGAAGCGUCAACUCAGCCUGGACAUCAACAAGCUGCCCGGCGAGAAGCUGGGCCGCGUCGUUUACAUCAUCCAGUCCCGCGAGCCAUCGCUCCGAGACACCAACCCCGAGGAGAUCGAGAUCGACUUCGAGACGUUGAAGCCGUCAACACUGCGCGAGCUGGAGAGAUACGUCAUGACGUGUCUGCGGAAGAAACCUCGAAAGCCAUAUGCAAGUAAAAACAACAUUGCUGGCAAAUCCCGAGAAGAACUCGCUCUGGAGAAACAAAUGGAGCUGGAGAGACGACUGAUGGACGUCAGUGGUCAGCUCAACUCUGGAAAGAAGCCGCCUAAGACCAAACCAGAGAAACCUGCAGCAGAGCCUCACACCCAGCCGUCACGUCUCAGCGCCAGUAGCUCCUCCUCAGACUCCUCUUCGUCAUCCUCUUCCUCCUCAUCCUCGGACACAAGCGACUCAGACUCCGGCUGAGAAGCACAGGGUUUCCACGCGAACCCCCCCUCGGGUGUUUUUUCGCUUCCCACCCAGUGGACUGAUUUGCAGUAGAGCUACUGACGACGGAGCCGCAGGACGGAUCAGACGAGACCAGCACUAGGCAGAACCGGUGUGACUCAACAACCGUCAAACCAAGAAAGAGAGAGAUGGGGCCUUCCCUGCUCAGCUCAUUCAUCCUGUCCUGGACACACAAGUUGAGGCUGGAUGAACUGAUGGAAAGAAGGAGACUCAUUGUAACGUUCUCUGGAGAACUGGCGUUGUUGGGCAGAGCGAGGGAUGCUCCAUCUCCUGCAACGGGAAAAAAGGAGAAGAGCGAAGCAUGCGUUGGAGGGAUAAGGGUGCUAGAGCCAGAAUCUGUCUUAUUUCUGGAGAUAAUGUCCCUUCUUCCCGUGCUCUGUCUUUAUGCUGUAUAGAUAAGGUGUACAGUUCUAUAAAUAUCUAUUUUUCUUUUAUAAAGAAGCAUUUUACGAGCUAACUUAUUCCCUCAUUCUGGGAAAGAUGAACUGGUGUGGGCGGAGUUGUGUUUUAGUUUUUGUUUAGAUUUUUUUUCUUGAGUGACUGAAGGUAGAGGGGAAACACGUGUGUGUGCGUGUGUGUGUGUGUAUGGAUGUGUGUGUGUGUGUAUGGAUGUGUGUGUGUGUGUGCGUGCGUGCGUGUGUAUGUAUGUGUGUGUCACGUGUGUGUUUGCAUGCACAUGUGUGAGUGAGAUCGGGCACCACAGGUGCAGCCUUGUGAAGAGUUCCUCAUAGUUUUGACGCGGGCGUUGAAAAUCAGUCUGCACGCAGAAGCACCUUGGUUCAGUAGAAUACAGAAUGCAUGCAAUACAGAGGAGCUGACAGACAUCUGCAUACUCAUGUACUACUUUACUGCAUCCGUGUGUACUCAUGUACUUGUUUGAAAGGGUUGGCCACUGUACAGAACUGUGACCUAGUUACACAUCAGUUUAUACAUAAAUAUUUCUGUUCCCAUGUGUGCUGUCUUUUUUUUUUUCCAUCCUUUUCUCUGUAAACGUGUUGUUGCUUUUUUUUUUCUUCUUGUGACCAAUCUGCUAAUAAAUUGUGAGGACGUGUCUUGUCCGCUCACCUGUGUCCAAAUAACAUCUCGGUUCUUUUGAUUUCUUUUUGUUCUGUUUGACUUUGAGUCCUAAAUCAUCCGACUAGACUUGAGUAUUUUGAAGUUGCUAGAAAAGGUUUUACUCGUUUGAUAUUUUCUUCAUGUAGGUGAAGCGUUGUCGGACGGGCCGUCACUUCUGAACGGCGUGCUGUCAGAAAGUAAAACCACUUUUGUCUUUUAAACUCUUUGGCCUUUGAGAUCUGUGGCAGCUGAACGUUUGACUUUCUGUGUUAGCGGAGUUUUGAGUAACUUUACUUUGUGUGAUUUAAAAACUUUUAGUAAAACCAGAUUCUCACCAGAAACUUUGAAGUCGAUGGUGAAGUUUUCUUUUUCUUUUUUUUUUUUUUUAAAGAAAAGAAAAGCAAUGUGGCUGGCUUAAAAACAUGAACGUGGCUUUUUGAAUUUUGGGGAUGGAGCAGCCAGUUAAAAAAAAAGAUGGUUUAAUAUUGUGAGUAAUGAUGCACUGUUUGUUUGGUGGUACUACUAAACAGGUUUGUGGUUUAGCUGAGGCGUGUGUCGUUUCUGAUCUUUAAAACUCGCCUGUGCUUCGAGGUCGCGUUGAGGAGUGUUGUAUGUUUGAAAGUGAUUAUUUAUUUAGAGGGAAUAUGAAUGGAGACAGAAUACUGAACGUAAUCAAAAGCUUUUAAAGUCAAAGUCUACUCUAUAAAAUAUGCACAGAUUUAACUGUCAGGAUUGUAUGGUGUACAUAUUUUACAGUCUCAAUCUUUGAGCAUGUUUUUGUUUUUCCUUCAGUAACUUACUCGUUUCUUUCUUCUUCUUUUUUUGGGCUCCUCUUCUAAAACAAAAUACUCCAGAGUUGUCAGUCUUACUUUUCUGAAGUUUGUCAGAAAUCUAAAUGCCUCUGUACUUGACUCCAUUGUUUCAUCUGAACAUCUGUACAUAAAUAAACUGAGACAUGUUCAUCUUUUCAG
Larimichthys crocea (large yellow croaker) is the source of this 6115-nucleotide messenger RNA. RefSeq names its product bromodomain containing 2a (gene brd2a). NCBI's taxonomy places the organism in Eukaryota, Metazoa, Chordata, Actinopteri, Sciaenidae. Gene Ontology annotation, biological process: regulation of DNA-templated transcription; chromatin remodeling. The record is from RefSeq and is a predicted model, not a curated record. The coding region runs from base 1527 to 4046 and encodes 839 amino acids. The transcript has 12 exons. Gene Ontology annotation, cellular component: nucleus; chromatin.